Messenger RNA from Penicillium odoratum, 1599 nucleotides. RefSeq lists its product as uncharacterized. Gene Ontology annotation, biological process: nucleolar large rRNA transcription by RNA polymerase I. NCBI's taxonomy places the organism in Eukaryota, Fungi, Ascomycota, Eurotiomycetes, Eurotiales, Aspergillaceae. Gene Ontology annotation, cellular component: RNA polymerase I core factor complex. Bases 1 to 1599 code for a protein of 532 amino acids. The transcript has a single exon. Gene Ontology annotation, molecular function: TBP-class protein binding; RNA polymerase I core promoter sequence-specific DNA binding. The record is from RefSeq and is a predicted model, not a curated record.
AUGGGAGUGGGCGACUAUGUCCACUCCAAGGAAGCUGGGCAGCCCCGUGCAUCCGACCUGGGACCGUCGCAACGCCAAUUGCGGGCCGCACAAGCCAAAGUCGAGGUACCCAUCACGCAGCUGGGGGAUUUCAGUGCGCAUAGGAGAGCUGCUACACCCCAGUUUCUGGAGACAAGAGCCUUUCCACACCAACCAUUCCCUACACAUGCCGAAAAUGGAGUGCACCGGGAUACCUUUGACACCGAUGUGGAGGGGGUUGAUGAUUCCACAAUCGCAGGAACUAGUGUUUUAGGAUAUGACGAAGGUCAAUCCCUUGUCCCAUCCAAUCCAAAUGGUCGCUAUGGAGAUACCUCGCCACGUCUUUCUUACUUGCCCCGUCCUUCUCGGCAUUCGCGGGCAUCUUGGCUUGACGGCAUUGGUGACAAAGCUCUGAAGAAAGCGGGCUUUGACUCUGAUGAUGCCGAUGAUACUUCCAGUCAAGUUACUUCGACGGCACCUGCAGAUGAUGAGAAGAACGAAGGACAACAGCAGGAACAACAGGAGCAGCAACAAGAGCAGCAACAAGAGCAACAGACAAGUAGCUGGUACCUAGCUCACAAGUACCGUUCAACAGAAGAGCCACUAAGCAAGCGCUUGGAGAAUUUCUGGUCUGCAAGUAAGAGGGCGCCGAGAUCAACAGACCAGCAACAUGCGGAUACUUGGCAAAUGCCUUCCGUGGAGCCUGUCAAUGAGCGUAGCCCGCCACGAAAACUCGGGCAUAUGUUGCCCCCUGCAGCUGCCAGGAAGAUAAUCCUUCCCCACAGCAUGUCAACAACUCCCAGAACACGUUUUAGUCCACCCAAACCUUCCUUACUGGACCAGUUAGACAUAUCUCCAACUCGCCACGGAUCUGAACCUCCACCACAGGCCGGACGAACUCUAGCAUUUGAGGAUCCCAACCACAGUGAAGAUGAGGCUGACAUCGAUGAAACUAUUCGUUUGGGCAGCCGACGGAGUAGCGAGCACUCCUCGAACGUCUUCGGUAUCGCGAACAUGUCCGACCUGGACCGCGAUGGAUCGGUGAUCGAAGCCGGACAAGACCCAUUCUUUGGCCAGUCAACCUCUAAGCGCGGCCGCCGCAACACGGUCAUUCGCAGCAACAAGAGGCACCUGGAGUCUGAUUAUCCACCGCACCAGCUGUACCAAAAAUCAUUCGCCGAGCUGCAGGCUGAACCUUUCGAAAAAGCGCCAACGCCCACUCCUCCCCCCAUCAAGUCACCCUCAUUGCCCCCUGAUCCUGUCUUCACGCCAAAUGGCGGGUCACCAGAUGAGGCGGCUUUUCACCUUUUGAACCUCACAGACGAAGAUCGCCACAUGUACCUGUCUCGCAUGACGGUUGAUGAGUGGGAAGACUGCGGAGACCAACUUCUCGACCAGUUCAGCCAACUUCUCACGCAAAUGAAGAAGUUGCGUCGCGCCCGUCGCCAGACAGCCCAGAUCUUCGAAAAUGAAAUCAAGCGUCGCCAUGAACAAGUCGAGGCACAGAACCAAGAACUCUCUGCCAAGCUGGAUGAAAUGAGAACCGGGGGUGCGGAGGUACUUCGUGGACGGAAUCAAUGA